Molecule: messenger RNA, 1116 nt
Organism: Heterostelium album PN500
Lineage: Eukaryota; Evosea; Eumycetozoa; Acytosteliales; Acytosteliaceae
Gene: abhd
Product: YheT family hydrolase
Exons: 2
Coding region: 1-1116 (371 amino acids)
Biological process (GO): medium-chain fatty acid catabolic process; medium-chain fatty acid biosynthetic process
Molecular function (GO): monoacylglycerol lipase activity; acetylesterase activity
Source: RefSeq, a predicted model, not a curated record
AUGUCAGAAAUUAAAUUAUAUUUUAAUAAUAAUCAAGAAAAUCUUGAAAGAUUAAAGAAAUGUCCUAGUUUGUAUCAAGAGAAAGAUGGUGAACCAUACCAAUCAAAUGAUUCACCAUCUAUUUUGAAUGCUGCCACUUACGAUCCACCUUACUAUUUAUAUAAUUCACAUAUUAUGAAUUAUUAUGUAACAUUUAAAAUGAAAAGAUUACAUUUGAAAAGAGAUAGAGAUGAAUUAGUUAAUGAAGAAGAUGGAGGAACUGUAUCUUUAGAUUGGUAUAAUUUCGGAAAUGAAUUUGAUGCCAAAACUCCAACAAUUGUUAUCUGUCAUGGUUUGACUGGUGGUUCACACGAACCUUAUAUCCAAUACUUUGCAAAGUAUGCCUACGAUACCAAGGGAUUCAGAUCAGUGGUAUUCAAUAAUAGAGGUUGUGCUGGUAACAAGAUCACAGCAGAUACUGGUUACUGUGGAAUCAAGGUAGACGAUUUGGAAAUGUGUAUAAGAAAGAUUCAAGAGAAAUAUCCUGAAGCUCCAUUGUUUUUGGCUGGAUUCUCGUUGGGUUCUGUAAUAUUGGUAAACUACCUGAAUAAACAUCAAGAAGACUCUCCAUUUUUGGCACAUCUCUGUAUUUCUAAUCCAAUGGAUAUGAACAAGAGUAUGGAGAAUCUAAUGUCAACAUACUUGAAUUCCUAUUUGUAUGGAAAAGGUUUGGCUGUCAAUAUCAAAAAGCUGUUAUACAAGUUUGGUGACCGUCUUGAUAAGUAUGCCACCAAAGAGCAAAUCAAGAAUGCAGCAUCGAUCAAGGAUCUCGAUGAUCUGGUGACAUCAAAGAUGUUUGGUUUCGAAGAUGGCGACCACUACUAUCGUGAGGCAAGCAGUUCCAAUCAUAUCGAGAAGCUACAAAAGCCAAUAUUGUUUAUCAAUGCAUCGGACGACACUAUCUCGCCACCUCAAGGAAUGGCUUCGGUCUAUGAAAAGUUUAAAAACAAUCCCAACACAAUGCUAGCACUUACCAAGCGUGGUGGUCAUCUAGGAUUCAUUUCCUAUCGUGACUGGACAUCGUGGGCAGACAAAGCAGGUGUUGAAUAUUUCUCAACAUUUUUAGAAAAUAAAUAA